This is a messenger RNA of Fulvia fulva, 2172 nucleotides long. RefSeq lists its product as uncharacterized. Lineage: Eukaryota; Fungi; Ascomycota; Dothideomycetes; Mycosphaerellales; Mycosphaerellaceae. The record is from RefSeq and is a predicted model, not a curated record. The coding region runs from base 1 to 2172 and encodes 723 amino acids. The transcript is spliced from 5 exons.
AUGGCACUGAAGAGCCCACUCAUGCCUUCACCAACGGGCGGCGGGCUGGACUCUGCCUUCAGCCCAUAUUCCGACUCGCCCAACUCGCCGGCGCGAUUCAACAACACCUUUCAGAACGGCGAUCAUACGCGCAGCAACCGAUCUUCUGGCACCAACGAUAAUCUCGCGCCUCCAGCCAGCCCAUAUCCACAGCAAAUCGAGCCUUCGCCCGUCGAUUCCACAACUUCGAAUGGUACAGAAAGCACCGAGAUAGACGAGGAUGCACAGGAAGAGGGUGUGAAGUCGCCAGGGUUGGAGACAAACAGCGAAGCAUUCGACGUACAAUCGCCAGACCUGGAGAUAACGAGUCCAGAGAGCGCGAAAAGUGAUAUCCCGCACAAACUCGACACACACUUGCCUCCACGACAUCGAUCAGAUUCUGCCGACAAUGAUCCACAAUCUGUCAUACACGCACCUUCCGGUUUCCACGACUUCAAGGACGGUGCUACAACCCACGAGUCGCCUGUCGAACUGCAGCAUACAGCUCGUGUCGCCUCGCCGAGCACGCCAGAAGCAGCAGUGGUUGGACCUGGAGACAAGAAGCCUGUGACAUCGCCGGUAAACACCAACGUCCCGCAAUAUACGGAUCGGUCAACUCCUCGAGCGCAAACCAGGCAAGAAUUGGACGACGACUACAAGCGCAGGAGCCGGCGCACAUCCAGCCUAGAAGACAUUCCCGAAGCACUUGACAAAGAUACCGACGACGAUCGAAAUACCUCGCACGAAGAUGAGAGGCCGAACACGGCCGAACUCGUUGGUGAAGGCUCAAUGCAACAGGCAAUGGACGUCCUAAACCAAGUCGAGGAUGAAGUCGCUGCUCUACGGACAGCACUGAGUGAGUGUUGGACAUUGUGCAAUACCCUGGCCAACUUAUCUUCAAGCCAUCGGCAACGGACUUUCAAGUUCUCGGGCAAAACAGAAGUGCAAGAACAGGCAUGGCGAAGCUGCUGGAAACUAUGUCAGCAGCUCUACGAACACAGAGACGACGAUCAUACUGCUCAGGUUUUACCUACCCUGGAGCUAUGCAGAGACUUUUGCCAAUCAUUGUUCGAUGCGCGGCAGAAGAUGGACGAGGCAUCAGAUUCCGUCUUGCGAGUGAGCUUUGAGCUCAACAAUCAUCUCUACAACACCCACGACCGAGAACUACCAGAUGCAUUCAACGAACGCACACUUGACUUCUACAUAACACUCUGCCACAGACUGAUGAAACAGCGAACGUCUCUUCCCCAGGAGACUGAUUCCUUGUUAAGAGCUUGCUGGCAAUUAGCGGAGAAUUUGUUCAACCUGCGGCAGAGCAGUCGAGAAGGCAGAUCGCCCGACGAGGAACUCCUCGGCUCAGCAGUGCAAGCGUGUUGGGAGCUUUGCGACCUAUUCCGGGAAGGCUGGACGCAGAUACGGCCAGAACGAGCGACGCCCAGACCUAAUCAGACCACUUUUGGGUCCCAGUCCUCUUUCAAGUCCGGCUCUACACGUUCCGCAGGACGUUCCACCUCUAGCACGAUCAGCAACAGAAAGUACCACGAGGCCCAGACUUUCCCGCCAGAGACACCAGUCACCGUGUUUGAUGAUGCUUCGACCGCGAAUUCGUCGCCAGAUUCCAUCAGCGUGCCGAAUAUCCUUGUGCUUGGGCCCGCAAGCACAGGCAGCAACAACUCUGUUCGUGGCGCUCCUCACCACGAGCGAUGGUCGAGCAAUGCAUCAGUACUUAGCGACUACUCCGAGUCUGCCGCCUCGUCACAGCGGUCAUCGUCCACAGCGACUGCUGGCGCAGAAGAGGCCCAACUCGGCCGUUUGAGGUGUCUGCUCCUGAAGGCAGGCAUGACCACGGGUUACAGCCGUGGCUCUGGUCAACAGCUCCCGAUCUAUGUGAAAGCACUACCUGACACGGCCUUUGGGACGUUACCAUGGCAGAUGAAGGUCCUCACAUUCUACAAGAAGCUGGUCACGAAUGACAAGUCCAUGUAUUCAGUACAUCAAGUCCCUUCACGGCGGCUAGGUGCGGCUGGGAUUGCAAAGGCUGUACGAUGGCUUGGCAACAGCGAGCAAUGGGCUUGGAUGAGAGACUUGUUCAGGAUAGUCUUUGGCUUUGGGAUCGACGAAGCAGAUCGCCGCGGAGGAUCGUUCCAGAUAUGA